UGACAGAUAACACAUCUUUAAAUUAAACAUUGAACUAUUUGCGAAUAAGACCUAACUCAAUAGAUUGGAGUGUUACUCGAGUGAAAUUGGAAAUCAAACUUACGGUUAUAGAUCAGAACAGUGACAGGCAUGAUACUGUGUUAAAAUAUCAGACACAACAACUUUACUUACGAAAAUAGAAUUGUAGAAAAUAUUUAAAGACUAUGUUGAGAUUUACACGGAAUGGAAUAUGUGCUUUGUGCAUGGUAUAAAUAAUGGAAAUAGUGUUAAUCUUCUCGUGUGUUAAUAAACAUCAAAGCUGAGAGAUAUUGAAUUUUCUGUUAUCACAUCUAAACUGACAGAUGAUUGACGUGGUGGGUUACGGUCAGUAUAACCGGCAGCUUCCAGGUAUCCAUGACAACAGCGGAAUGUCCAUGCCACAUGGUGCCCGGAUGUCACCCGGAAACACGCUACAGACGUUACAUCCGGUUUCACAAGAGAUACAGCACACGCAACACACUCAGCACACUUCCGUCAUCAAAAAACUUGACCAUUCUGUAGAAUCAUUCAUUCCCAGUACAAAUCAGCACAACAUUAAUCAAAACAAUGAUUCAGAUAACUUGCAAAGUGAAAAUUUUGAUGCCUCCAACGAAUCGAUAAUUGACGAUGAAUUCAGCGAUCAUGAUUCUCAUUAUUCGGAAGACCUGGAGGAUAUUGACAUGGAUUUGGAACCAAAACCGGACAUGACGAGACAGUUACUAGAUUUCGCGACUAUGGUGAGCACCGAUAUUCAAAAAUUCUUUGGAAGAAAGAAAGGGGAAGAUGACUCUUGUGAUAUUUAUGAAGACAAAUGGAAAUCAACAAAGUCUGGUAGAGAACUGUAUUACGCCGAUCUUAUGAAAAUUGUUCACGGUGAGGAUAAACCUAACGGUAAGGGAGGUAAAAAAUCACCACCACUUCUCGAUAUUUCAAACUCUGUAAGUGAACAGAGGGACAACAGAAACUCAUUUACUGGGAAAUUCGAUAAGAAGUUAGGUAUUGGUCCUCUAAAUGAGCUAUUUGAAUAUGGUUUACGCCAUUUUUUGACAGACAAAAAACUAAAACAUACCAAAGAAUUAAAACGUCUGAAGACUGAUUCUAAGAAAUUUGACAGUGUGGCACCAAUGCAUACAAGGAAAUUACCAACCUCUUUCUGGAAAGAGCCUGGUUCUCAACAAACAAACUCUGGAGAAAGCAGACAAAAUGGCGGCAAUUCUGUGUUGCAGACGAACAAUCCUCCUGACUUUAGUGAUCUGUUAGAAAGCUGGAGACUUGAUCGUAACGAGUUUAGUGGUGACAUGUCAUCAAGUGAAGUGAGCAUGUCCCCAGAAUCAGUCUGAAAUUGGUUUAAAAAUAAUGUUCUUGUAUGCACAUGUGAAUGAAAAUUUAAAUUAUCAUCUGACAUACAUUAACACUGUUGUCUAUACUAUUUCGCAAUUUUUUUUAGGAACAGCGUCGCUGAAAGUGCUCUGUUUGUGAGAAAAAGAUAUGUCGUAUUUCUAUUUACGACGGUGACCAGUGCGUCUGUCUCAUACGAAGUGCUAGUGAAUCAUUUUACUGUGCUUCGUUACGUAUAUGUCUAACUUAUACAAUUCCUUACAUAAAUUUUAUAUAGGGCCUCUCCUGAUUGAAAAAGAGAUUUGACACCAAGGCCAUAUUUCAGGUCUUACUAACAACAGUUUUGUGAAUUUUACAUGCACACAGAUUGAUUUCUUUGUUAUGUUCUGAAUGAUAAAAAAUCAAGGGUUAGAAUGCAUUUUGUUUCUCUCCUAAUGUAAGUGAGCAGAAGUAUAUUAACUAAUUACAAAGUAAUUUGCUAUAUGUAUUGACAAUAAAAUUUAUAAUAUUGCGUCCAUCAAUUGAUCAUAAUUCGCGCCCAUUUUUUUUUCAAAUGUGAGAGACUGUGUUGUAAGUGCUUUGAAAAAAUGAAAUAGAUUUGUUAAUUUUAAUGCACCUGUUUCUGCUCGUAUGAUUUAUUUUUCGUUUCUAAUAAUAAGCACAACUAUCGAUUAUCUGUAAGUUAGAACAUAUAUAGGCAGAACUGUAUAACUCAUGUAUUCUCACGUAUCUUCAGUUUGUAUCUUUUUCAGAAAAGUGUGUGUGUGUGUGUGUGUGUGUGUGUGCGUGCGUGCGUGCGUGCGUGUGUGGGUGCCUUCUGUUGAGAACCCAAUUUUGCUUUCAUUGCUAAAAUGCCACAUCAAUGAGAUGAGCCCGCCCGCUUAGCUCAGUGGGUAGAGCGUUGGUCUACGGAUAGCGGGGUCGUGAGUUCGAUCCUCGGGCGGGGUGUAUGUUCUCCGUGACUAUUUGAUAACAACAUUGUGUCUGAAAUCAUUAGUCCUCCACCUCUGAUUCAUGUGGGAAAGUUGGCAGUUACUUGCGGAGAGCAGGUUUGUACUGGUACAGAAUCCAGGAACACUGAUCAGGUCAACUGCCCGCCGUUACAUGACUGAAAUACUGUUGAAAAACGGCGUUAAACCCAAAACAAACAAACAUCAAUGAGAUGAAAUAAAUGGUGCAUUGUUUCCGUUUUUAAACAUAACUUUACAAAAUUAUUAUUCUUUAUAACCUGGUGUAGUUCAUGUAAAGCGAUGGAGUAAAGGUGGUUAAUCUGAUUUUGCUCAAGUAAUGGACGUGUUUGAAACUUUAAUAACUAAUCAUUUACACGUUGUUUGUGUUCAGGAAACUUCAGUCUCCCAACAUUAUUUUAGCAUAAGUGUAAAAGUAAUAAACGCAGUAUGCCUAAGAAAUAAUACGAAUUUAAAGACUUUUGUACUGCAUUAGUCAGAGGUUUAUAUUGACAAUUAUAUAUUUUGCCGAAAUUCAUUAAAAUGCAAGUUUGUAAAAAUACUAUAACUUCCCGUUGCGCAAACAAUAUAAUUUGCAAAUAGAUUAAUUUCAAAGCAAACGCAAAUGUAAAAACUUGAAAUCAUACUGAAAUCCAAAUCCGCUUUUUAAAUAAUUUUAUAUGUAUGAGGAUAAUUACAAAGUUUCAUAAAAAUAAUAAAUCAUACAUUUCUAACAAGGAUCUAACUCCUUAAAAAAUCUCUAGAUAAAAAAUAUGUUAUAAAAUGUUGCCUAGAUAUAACUGACCAUCAAAGUUAAGUAUAGCUUAUCAUACCCCGAACUUCUUUUUACAUUGCAUUAAAUUUGAAAAUCGCACAUAAACUUCAAACAAUUGCCCGAUUGUAUCUAUUGCAUUUUUUUAAUAAGUGUGCCUUUGUUUACAAGUUGAGUGAAAAAUAACAUUUUUGUUGCUGCUGUCUUCAUUAUUAUGUGCUGUAUGUGUAUAUAGUGUCUUAUCUUGUUUAUUUUGCUGUUCUGUUGUUGUUGUUGUUGUUGUUUGGUACUCUCGUACCUGGGCGGGGAAGAACUGAUCUGAUUUGUAAAUGUUCUUGUGUAUAUCAUUAAAAUUAUUUUUCCAUUAUUUAGAAACUGAUUAUUCUUGCAUUUGAAACAUUAUUAAAGGUGAAUAGGCAAUACUUGAAAACAUAUCGAUUGGGACAUAUCUUGUUGAAACAUUUAAAAUGGCGAAAGAAUGUAUUAAGAACGGGCUACACGAAAACAGCCUUUUGACUCAUUCCAAAUAAACAACAGUCAUGAUUAUAGUCAUUACUAAAUAUGAUAGUUAUUGCAAAAUUAUAUCAGAUACAAAUAUAUGAAGGGUUUGAUUCAGUGUGUGCAUUUUUACACUUGAAUUAAUUAAACCGAAUACUUUAGGUGUAAUCCAUUGAAUAACCAAAAAAUGGUAAUAUCCAUAUAUGGAAGAAACGAUGGCGACGGCAGGCUUCCCAAAAAUGGCCACAAUUGCUUUGCAAUAAAAAAUAGAUCUAUAUCUAAAUUUCAGGGACGAACGCCAUGCCUGUUUUAUGCUUCAGAAUGUACUGUCUGAUUACAUAUGUCGAAAUGUUGAUAAAUACCUUUUUAUUAUGUCAUUUGUUGUAAAUAGACUUCAUGUUUAUUAAUGUUAUAAUUUCUAGUCGAGAACUGAUGGCCGCUGCGUUGAUUAGUUUUGAAUUUUUCAGAUUCUAAUUCAUGUGUAUAAGAUACUUAUUUUGAAUGAUUUUUGUUGAUAUUAAUUGUUUAUAAAAUGAAGUCACGUUUCAGAAAGUAGAGCAGCCAUUAGGGAGGAUUCAUUAUUUGAAUAACAAAAUGUAUGGAAGAUAUUUUUCAAUCAAAUGCAUACAAUUAUUCGUUUUAACUUAAAGUAUUUUUAUGAUAUAUCAACGUAUCAAAGAUAAUUUUCAUAUUUUUGAGUAUAUUUUUGUUCAUUUGAAGACAAUUUAUUCUGCACUUCGUCAUAAAGUUAUACGCGUAAAAUCUUACUAAACAAUUUUUUCUCUGUCGCUGAAAAUUAAACGGGGAAAACGUGGUUAAACUAUAUUUGAAUGGAAAAUAGCAUUCAAAAUCCUUCUUUUUUGUUUCACUGAUACCUUCCACAGAGAAGAUGCAUGUAGGUACCAGGCGAAAAGUGCAGCGCUGUUGGAUAAAUUGAAGAAAUAUUUCUUGCCACAUAUAUAUUUUGAAAUGUGCUCUUAAUCUUAGUAAAGUGCUUCUUGGAUAAAUAUUUAAGGUUUUUCCCUGCAUGGCGAAUUUUUUAGAACUAUGUUCUCACUACGACAAUGCUCUCCGGACAAAGGCGUAUUUAGAAUUUAUGUAUGUAGGCAUUUGGCUCCUAUUUUUCAAGGAUACAAAUGUAAAUGUUAUUGAAAAAAAUGUUUGUGUUCAUUAGAUAAAUAUUUAAACUAGGGCAAUAUGCCAUCUUUAGUAUUACGAUAUUGGCAGUUUCAACAUGAAAAGUAGUUAACCAUAGGAUACUUGUGUUUCGUGUAAAAUAUGCUCAGUUCAACCAUUUAAGACAUAAAAUUCGUUACUUGCAAAACAAGAAAUGCUAGCUAUGGGAGAUGCUAUUUUGAAUUAUUAUUAUCCGGACCAAAAAUCAAAGCUAGGUUUGCUAAUAAACAAUUUUUGAGGAUGAAUGUCCAAUUUAUUUUUCUUUCACACAAAAUCCCCAAAAUGCCUAUACCUGUGGUGAUUCAAAAAACAAUUUGUGUAAUUUUAAAUUAGGCUUUUUAAAUUAGGCUUUUAUAUAAUACGUGACACCUUAUAUUAGAUUAGACAUUAUUAGAUAAAAGCAAAUUAUUUGUAUAAAGUCUUUAACAUCUGAAAUUUGGUGGGACUAGCAUUUUCAUCAAACCCUUCGGCCUCCUUUUAGUUCUCGCAUAAAAGUCAUUCAAAUGUAUUUUUCUUGAAUAUGUUCAAUGUUGUUACUCAAGUGUCGGGUAUGCAGGGUAAUAUUGUAGUAUUGUAUAUUGCUUGAUGAUAAAUCUGAAGUUUUGUCUUAUUACAUAUGAAAAGAUAAUAAAAUUAACGUAAUUCA
This is a messenger RNA of Mercenaria mercenaria, 5395 nucleotides long. Its product is annotated as protein PERCC1-like. The coding region runs from base 342 to 1358 and encodes 338 amino acids. NCBI's taxonomy places the organism in Eukaryota, Metazoa, Mollusca, Bivalvia, Venerida, Veneridae. The transcript is spliced from 2 exons. The record is from RefSeq and is a predicted model, not a curated record.